Messenger RNA from Clunio marinus, 1877 nucleotides. The record is from the annotation of a GenBank genome assembly. Lineage: Eukaryota; Metazoa; Arthropoda; Insecta; Diptera; Chironomidae.
CGAAAAUCAAGAAAAAAAAUAUCAAAAUCAGGCGGCUAGGAAAAGAUACAGCAAAUUAACAGAAUUUCUCCAAAAGAAAAGAAGAAAAAUUUAUUUCUAACAUAAGCAGCCGAAAGUUUACGUUUACAGUGUACUGCAUCAGGUUCUUGUAAAAACUGUUUAAAGAGUACUAUCUAUUUGUUUCGAAUAUGUUUCAUUGGGAUUAAAAACUCCCCUUCUUGGUAAUAUUGUUAAAAAACAAAUCUGAAAUUAAGUACUCUAAUUUAAUUUAAAACAACUACAAUACGAAAUAUUCCCAAAAAAUUUUAACAAUUGAAUACUAUCCAAUUGAAGUUUCAUAUAAAAAUGUCGAAGAAUAAGUUUAAUCUAACACUUCCCCCACAAACAACAAUGGAAGGUAUUUCAGCCCCUUUACAAUCAACGGGAGAGAAAAAAGAACUUUUGGGUACUAAGAACAGUAUUGACCAAUUAACCGAAACACUUGAGGAAUUAGAGAUGGAUGAAAAUGCCAGGACACGAAUAAAAGUUUUUUUAAGUCAAAAAGAAAAGAUUGGUGAGCUUUCUGAUCAGGACUUAGAAAAACUAGGAGAACUUGGAUCUGGAAAUGGUGGGGUUGUUAUGAAAGUUCGUCAUAAACCAACAUCACUUAUCAUGGCUCGAAAAUUAAUUCAUUUGGAAGUAAAACCAGCAAUUAAGAAGCAAAUAAUACGAGAGUUAAAAGUCCUCCAUGAAUGUAAUUUCUCACAUAUUGUCGGAUUUUAUGGCGCAUUUUAUAGCGAUGGAGAGAUAAGUAUUUGUAUGGAGUAUAUGGACGGUGGAUCUCUUGAUCUUAUCUUGAAACGAGCUGGGCGCAUUCCGGAACAAAUAUUAGGUAAAAUUACCAGUGCUGUAUUGAAAGGAUUAUCCUAUUUACGAGAUAAACAUGCCAUUAUACAUCGUGAUGUUAAGCCAUCUAAUAUCCUUGUCAAUACCAGUGGUGAAAUAAAAAUAUGUGACUUUGGAGUGAGUGGUCAGCUGAUUGAUUCUAUGGCAAAUUCUUUUGUCGGAACAAGAAGUUAUAUGUCUCCUGAGCGUUUACAAGGAACUCACUAUUCAGUUCAAUCAGAUAUUUGGUCCCUAGGAUUAUCACUUGUUGAGAUGUCAAUUGGAAUGUAUCCUAUUCCAAUGCCCGACUCACGUACAUUAGAUGCAAUUUUAGGUUGUAGUGGACAGUCAGCUGCUAAUCAAACAAUUAUUGAACCGAGAUCGAUGGCAAUUUUUGAGCUUCUUGACUACAUAGUUAAUGAACCCCCACCUAAACUUGAACAUCCUAGUUUCACAGCAAAUUUCAAAAAUUUUGUGGAUAAUUGCUUGAAAAAAAAUCCUGAAGAAAGAGCUGACUUGAUAACGUUGAUGAAUCAUAACUGGAUACGAUUUUCUGACGAAGAGAACGUUGAUAUUUCAGGAUGGGUUUGUAAAACAAUGAAUUUACCGCUUACACCUAAAAGACCCAUUCAACAUUAAUCACUAACGUGAAAAUUGUGUUUUCGUUAUAUAUAUUUAUAUUUGUAUACGUAUCACUAAUUAAACAGUAAUUUAUAUUUUGGCUUGACUUCAAUUUUUAUGGUUUGAAAAAUAAAGUUACCUAGUUUAGGAGUUCCAUAUACCUAUUCUAUCUUUAUAUCAUAAAAUUCGUUAGGAAGGAAAAGAUCCAGAACUCAAAUGAAUGAUGAAAGUAAAAUUCUUUUAUUUUUUGUUAUUUCGACAAACUUUUAGUUAUUGUUAAAUAAACUGACUUAUCUUAUCUUGUUCCUCUUACUCCCUUAAAUGUUCAAUUUAAUAUUAUAAAUGACCUAGGUAUUUAUCAUAAAUUUUUAGAUAUUUAUUUAAAAUUGUAC